Molecule: messenger RNA, 9687 nt
Organism: Acanthaster planci (crown-of-thorns starfish)
Lineage: Eukaryota; Metazoa; Echinodermata; Asteroidea; Valvatida; Acanthasteridae
Source: RefSeq, a predicted model, not a curated record
CAAGACCGAUCGAUAUCAACAAACGUGAACCCCACACGAAAUACACGUUCCGGUUUAGCUGAUGAUUGAUGGAUGAUAAUCUGAUUUCACCUGUCCCAGCAAAACUAGCGGCGUCCAGCUCCACUUUGGCCGCGGGAGGUGUGCGUAUUGUCCUCAGAUCCUCCGAUUCAGAUUAAGUCUUUUCCACAUACAUCGAGCAGUUUUCAGGAAGAUUUCCCGUCUGCCUAUCGCUGAAUUUACCUCCAAAGGAACUUGACCUAACUCGAGCAAACUGGAAAAUCUUCGUGUCAAACUUGUGGUCCGAACGCCAGUCCGGCGCGGUACAUGGUCCAGCGUGCGUGGGUUUCAUGAGGUACGUGGUGUUCUUCGGCCGGGAAGUUGACUGUGAUUUAUCUACCGUGUCAAAGCACCAUUCUUCGGGUAGGUGUACCCCCAGGCGACGCCUUCGCAAUCCAGCGCCAUCACUUUACGCUUAGGAACAGAGUGAGGGUUAACAACAGACGUGUGGCCUUGUCUAGCAAGCUGUAGGAGUAGGAAGUCUGUUAACUAUCUACGAGGUUACUCAUCUGUAUAUAAGAUCUACUGAGGCUUGGUACCAGUAGCUACUCAUUUUCGGAAGACAAAUCACCAUUGUUGUCUCUUUUUGUGUUGGGAAAAAUUCACUCUUCAGUUGAUAUCAUUUACAUCUGGAAUAUCUGACAAGCUAUCGAUGUGUAGGAACAAGCAAAACGACUUGGCUUAUUUAUUUAUCAGGAGCGGACAGUAUCAAAAAUAACUCACAGGAGCCAUGGUGGCCGAAUGCUACACUUUAGAGCGAGCCUUUGUGGUGUAGACUCGCUGGCGUCCUAGUGCAAAACUCCCCAGGCCAACGUGGCAGGGAGUGUGACAUUUUGCCUACGGGGUCUGAAGCAGCAGGCGAUAAUUUGAAAAUGAUAUGCCAGUGUGGGAUGCUCCUUGGAUGACAUUGGGUGACAACUAGAGGUCAUCGAGUCACAACUGUCCAGGGUUAUCACUUGGAAGACUGGGUCUCUGCUCUGUUUAAUGAAGGGAAGGCAGUGGACUAGUUGAUUGUGGAUUCGGGUAUGUGGCAAGUUUCAAGGAGUGCCGAUCUGCAUCUGAAUUAACAAGAAGUGGUUGCAUUGAUACAGAUUGACCCCUUUUUGUUCUCUCUUUUGAGACCAUUCUUUGAGAAAGUUUAAGGCUUAAACCAUCAAGGUCUAGUCAUGAUGUGCAUUCCAGUUAAAUGGCUUCCUUGUGGAUAGCAGCUUGUACGGGUCAUUUUCAGCAGGUACAUUAGCUGGAUAACCCUGUAAACGGUGUGAAAAGAAGAUUGCGUGUCUAGGUGAUGGGGAGUAUAGCUAUGCCAUCAGUGUAGGGUGGUCAGCAGAGAACAUGGCAGAAAGUGUAGCACAGGUGGGAUUGCCGGGUGCAGAGAAGGGAGACCUGCCCAGCUGUGGCAUGGAGGAGGGGUCCCUCGUACGCUCCAAGGAUGAGUGGGGAUCAAUAAUCGAUAUCCUGCAUAGCAUAGAGAACACAACACAGCCGAGCAAGCCAGCACCAUCCAUGCCCAGCCCAACUGCACGACUUGCCACCCUGUCUGAAAAUAUCCAGACAACAGAAAUGGCAUCACCGAUGGACGGUAAACAGGGUCAGGGGCUCCAGCAGUUGGACCACCUGGUCCGCAUGAUGGAGCAGAUGUGCAAUCUGCAGAAGCAGAACUUGCGCCUCCGCGAGCAGGCUGAGUAUCUCAAUGCAAUCAAGGAUUUACAGGAACUCAGAAAUGAGAGCCUCAUGCAGAACUGCAAGUGUGAAGCCCAGCGACGCUCAUCGGAUAUAGGCCGAACACCGGAUGAGACAUUCUCGGAACCAGAGAGCACCGUUGGGGAUGAGAUGGAUACAAAGCGAGACCUGUCCCCAACACGCGAGAAACGAGCCAGCCGAUCCAUCAAACGUGAAACUAAAACCAAAGGUGCAAAGACGCGCAGCAGAUCACUAGAUCCGUACAGGAAAGACACCACAGAGCCCGGGGAGAAAGACUCAGACAGGGACAGGGAACGAGAGCGGGGACGCCCAGGGAUAUUUUCCAAAUUUGAACGGAUGAAGGAAAAACUGACCACAAGGAGGGGGAGUGUCAAAAAGCACAACACGAACAAGAGGGCGGAUGAGAGACAGGAUGAGGAUCUGAAAGCAAAUGCUUUCAGGCCUGACCCGUCAUCCAACGAGCACUUCAACCUGCAGAUGGAUGGGACAGAGACCAAGUCAGAGGACAGUGGUAUCUACCAUGUGGGUCCUGAUGAAAUUGUACACUUGCCACGCCUGACGGCGGAAAUCUUACCAAAGUCGGCAGAUGACUUGUCUGACAGUGAAGAUGUGUUUGAGGCCCUCCAGCCAUCCUGGAAUCAGACCAACAACUUCAGCAUGGAAGCACGUAAAGGCAGCGACUUCUCGACCGGGAGCUCCAGCGAGGACUACUUGGAGUUGAAACCCAAAAGGACUGCCGCUCAGUUGCCUCAGGAUGAGCCCGUCACCACAAGCAGUCCCGAGCAGCAGCGGAGGAGAGGUGACUCAGAGGAAAGAGCCGUCAAGAGCAGCGAUGAAAAAGAGGAAAAUGGACAGAGGAAGAUGCGUUUUCGGCGUUCAGCUAGCCUACAGGACAAUACCUCACUGAACAGUGAUGACGAGUUUGACAAGCCUGCCAAGACAUCCUGGGAGGUCAAAGAAGCACCAGCUGUCUUGCAGAGGACUGAUUCUGGACAGAAACUACUUCAACACAGCCCAUCAAAUGAUUUUGAAUUUUCGGAUGCCAGCUUGGACAUGCAGACGGGCCAGGAUUCGGCAAGCACAUCCAGCUUGGAGUCUAAAGCGGCUCAGAAGAGGAAAUACUUCCGGAAGAGUCAUCAUGUGGAUGAACCGACUUCCCCAACAACUGAGCAAAGAUUCAAAGCUGUGGCAUUUGAGAUGAGGUCCCCAAAAUCAUCACCUCCAGAGAAGAAAAGGCAUAAAGUCGGUUGGGAGAAGGUCAAGCAUGCCGUCACCAGGAAACACAUCGGUGACAUAAGCAAGACCAAGGGGACCAUCUCCAUGGAUGAGAGCAUCCUCCGCAGCUCAGAGGAACCCAGCUCGCCCACCGACAGCUCCCCGCCUGAGGAUGCCUCAGGAGGAGGAAAGACCGGAAGGGCAGAAGUCAAGAAGGGUGACCCCAAAAGGGAUAAAGAGAGGGGUACCCCACCCCAAACAACCUCCACGGAGGCCCAAAGUCCACUAGCCCUCUAUGAGAGUCUCCAGGCCAACCUCUCCGAGGACUUUGCCAAGAAGAUGGAGAAAUGGGACAAGAAGAAACAGAGGCAUGCCAUGGCAGGUGCCUCACCCUUGGAGAAGGCCAAACAGUCAUCCUUGGACAGCUGCUCCUCGGAGGCGGGCACGCUACCAACCAGCGACCUGGAGGCGGAGCUGCAGCGGGGCCUGACAGAGGACUUCUACAAGAAGUUGGCCGAGUGGGACAAGCUGAAGCUGCAGCAGAGGGGCGGAGCCGGGGGCGGGGGGAUAGUGGGCCCCAACAGCCCCAAGGCCGAAGCCAAACAGAAGCAGAAGGGUGCCAAGGAGGGCAAGAAAGCAGCCAAGAGUGCCAAGAUCACUUCCAAAGAGAAGGACAGAGACAAACACAAGACCAAAGAUGUCCAGCAGAGGAGCAAAUCACCCGAUGCCUCAACAACCCGCAAGAUCUCACCACCCUCAGAGGCCAUUUACUCUACUGAGAACAUCACCGUCUUUGCCAAGCAAGGCGGCAAGCUCAAGCUGGAAGGGGCCACCAAAGAAUUCUCCAAGAAGUACAAGGAGUGGGAGAAGAAGGAGAAGAAAAAGAAGAACUUCCCACCCCUCCGUCCCGAGGACAUCGCCACACCGGUCUUUGACCAGGCCCAAGCAUUAACUGGGAACUUCCGGGAAGAUGCUACCCCACCGACUCCGGCCAGUCCAACGAUGAUAACUGAGCCUACCAGCCCAGAAUCCGGCGACCUCUACGUCAUUGCACAUGCCACGCCAGUCAUUGUCGAACCAGACUUUGACAGUGGCGAUCCCCGGCUGGCCAGGGCCGGAGAGCCAAUAUUCAGAACUCAGUCCGCACCACCGGCAUCUACGGCAGCGUCACAAAGCCUUGAUGCCGCGCCCCGGGGAGAACGCCCUAGCUCGCAGAGGGUCCCCAGUGUGGAGGAAGACGUCUUCACCCUGGGAGCAUGCGCCAGCCCUCCCAUCCCCCAGGAGAGGGUCAACAGGCUGGAGCAACGCAACUCGUUCCUGGCCGAGCAGCUCAAGAUGGAGGAUGUGAAUCUUCAGGCUGUUCAGGAGGAAAUUGUGAACAUGGAUGAGCAGAUCGCAGAGAUCUCAGGAGAAAAACCAGAGGAUCACACGCAGCGUCGUGUGAGCACGUGCUCAUCCAUCGGUGAGUCCGCUCUGGAAGCUGAACUCUCUGAUAUCAAGAUGCAGAUUGCCCUGUUGGAAGAGAAUCUCAAAAAGCGGCCCCGGCACAAAGGUCAUCACAGGACUGAAGAGUUGGAUGGGGUCAAAGGGCAGGACAGUGCGGGGUCAUUGCCGGAGGUGGAUGGGAAAUGUGGCAUAAGUACAGAGGCUGCAGACUUUACCCAAUACCCGCCACCUGCAGUGGAAGCAGAGAAGACAAUAUUAGAGGAACCACCAUCGGGACCAGUGGAAACCAGUACAAAGGCAGAUGGGAACAGCAACCUCGCAGAGGCACUUGAGAAGAGUCUACAAGAGAGGGAGGCAAUAAUCAAAUUGCUACAGGCCCGAGUAGAGCGGCAAGCACAGGAGAUCAACUACCUCAAGAAUGGCGUGGAUGCAGCCAAUCAGUUCAGACGAGCCAAGAGUUUCACGGCCAGAGAUAAGAAGAUCUUUGACCCACGGGCCAUGAAGAUCGUAGACAUCCCAAUAGACAAACCAGAGGCGAGCAAAGUCAAGAUGCUAUCUGACGAGCAAUCAGAGUCCUCCAAAUCCCUCAAGUCAGACAGCACUCCCUCCCUGGAUACGCUGCACAUUUCAGCUGAAGAUAUCAGAAUGGAUGAGUCUACUGAGAAGAAACAAGACAAGGUGGAGCCUGGCAAAGACAAGAAAUCCGAUAUGCAUCCAAGCCAAUUGGUUGAGAAGGAAGAUGCCAAUACAUCAGAAAUUUCAAAGAUGGAGUCAGUUGACAAGAUGCCACCACCUCAGCAGACAGAGAAAGAGGAAACUCAAGAAGAAUAUCCUGGAUUGUAUGGGCCGAUUGAGACCAAGCUCAAACGACGAAGAACACAGAGUGCAGAACCACCACCGAAGCCUGACAGCACUCAAGACACCAAGGAUGGCUCUACCAAGGAAGCCCAUGUUACAGACAGUCAUACUGCCAUGGAUUCCCUACUUGCCAAGAAGAUAGAAGGCUCCCAGAUGCAAGAGCCGGCAUCCAAAGAUGGCAGCCUGUCUCCAAGAUUAAGUCGGACAAGGGCAGCCAGGGAGAAGGACAGUGAGGAUAAAAGUCCGGGAUCACCCUCUGCUACUAGCAAGAAGGUCAUGCCCAAGUUUGAGCUGGUUAAGUUGGCUGACGGCCUAAAGAGCCAAGCUGUGGAGUUGAGUCCCAGAUCACAGAGGAGAAGAGAACGAGAAAGCCAAGAAGAAGCCAAGCAGGAUGGCACGACUUCCCCAGGGUCUCCUAGAGACAGCGGAAGAUCCCCUGGAGAAACUUGUGUGGGUAGAGCAUCUCCAAGAGGCAGCACAUCUCCAAAGGAGUCUACAGUGAGUGUCUACCAAAAACGAGACAAGGAAAAGGGUAGUUUUCCAGCCAGAACAUCAGAUAUUUCUGAGCAUGCAUCAGCAAAAGACAAAUCAUCAAGAGGAAGAGACGAAAUUUCUGAAAUGUCAAAAGACAAAAAUGGAGAGAAUAUCUCACCGAGACUGAGUAGUCGGGAUGCUGAAAUAAAACUGACAACCAGUAAAGAUGAAAAGUCAGAGAUUCAGGACUAUACUGAGGCAAAUUCCAGCGUGGACACCUCUCCAGAGAGGCAGUGGAGCAAGAAGGCGAGAGCAGUUAGAACAUUCUCUUCCGAGAUUGAAUCCUCUUUCAGGUCUUCCAGUCGGGAGAGGGAGGGCAGGGGCAUUGGCAGCGAAAGGGAAAGACGCCCAUCUGUGGAGAACCUGAGGGCAGCCAUUGAGAGACGGCAGCGUUCAUUCUCAUCUGAGACAGCCGACAGUGACCAGGAAUUACAGAAUAAUGCCAAGAAGGCCUUGGAGGUCAGGCUUUCUGGUCGCAUCAGCUCUGACAGACGGGAUUCCACCGACUCAGUGGGGAGCAAUAAGCAGUCCCCCCUGGAUGGAAGGAGGGAACCUGUGCUAAUGCGCAGUGGCCAGAAAAAGGAUGACACAUCAGUGUCCAGCUUGCGGCGUAAGUUUGUGGCCCAGGAGUUCGGCAGCGCACCGAAUGUCACGGAAUUGACCACCCUGCUUACAGGAAGGAAGGAGAAGGAACGUCCACGGGAAGGUUGUGUGAAGCAGAUGAGUCAGGCAUUUACCGUGGCUUCUAUGAGCGAGCAAGGAGCAGGUGAUAUGAGAAGGAGCAGUAAGUCGUCCAGCGUCCGCUCCUCCCCACAGAGCCUCUCCCCAGCCUCCUCUACCAGUUCCCUCUCCAACAUCGUGGCCAGUCAGAUCAAGCGUCUGCAAGACAAGGCCAGCUCAUCCCCUGAGUCCCCGGAGCGGAAGACAUCCAUCCAGACCAAAAGCAUCAAGGACACUGUGCCGUCACUCUACAGCAUUCAUGGCAGGUUAGAACACAGGCAGUCUCUGACGAAUGUAGCUGAUGUCCGUGCAAAGUUUGAUAAGAGAGAGUCUUCAGAGAGUUCUCCAGUCACCUCCAGGACCAGCUCACCGAGCGAUAAUCGCCGGUACACAAGAAAAGAGCCCGCCAAACCGACUCUUGUACCAUCAGUGGCUGCUGCUCGCAUCAAGUACACAGUGUCAGUGAGCAACUCGGAAAAUAGUGAACCCCAAAAGAAAUCUGUUUCUCUUCAUCAGAAUGGAAGUAUAAAGUCUCAGCGUAUGGUUGCGGUAAUGGAAUCGUCAGAAGCCGAGAAAUCGGCCAAGUCAGAUUCCACUGUCACUUUUACUAUCAAUCAGAGUCAGAAGCGGAGGCAUAAUAUGGGGCAGGGUGCAUCCAGAUUCGAAGAGAAUAACAACAGCAAUAACAACAAUAAAAAUUUUCCUGAAAGGUCAGAUGCUCAUCGUAAAGGUUCUCCAGCAAAUCACCCAGAAGCAUCCAACAGACCAAAUGAGAAACAGGAAAAGAGGGAAACAGAAAACCGAGGGGCAUCCAGGAAGAACUCCUUCUCUCGAAAUGACAAACACAGGGGUUCACUUCAAAGACAAACAGAGUCCAGAGAAUCCUCAAGGCGAGGAUCACUGACCAAAGGAAAAGAGUCUCCCAAGGCACCUGCCAGAAGAAGAUCCUUCUCAAAGGGCAAGGAGUCUCCUAAAAAUGGCUCGCGAAGGAAUUCUGUAACCAAGGGCAGGGAUUCCAGUAAUGAAAGCUCCGUAGGAAAGACCGUUUCAAAGGAGCUAGAGCCUCCUAAGGAAAUGUCAAGUCUCCAUGUAUCGGGCAGCCAGCCAGAUGAGGACGAGAGGAGCAGGAGGCGGAGAAGAAGGCGAGAAAGGAGCACGCCUUCCCCUGAGCCUCUGAGACCAGAGUCCAAAGCUAAGACAGAUAGGUCUGAAGGGAUGGCCGACAUUGGGGAAGCAAAUAAUUCAGAUGCAAGGGUCAGCAAACAAAAUAAUGACAACAGUGCCAAGCAAUCUGCCAAAGACACUGCUAAUAAGGGGGAAGUUAAAGUAGAAGUUGGAACAGUUAGGUCAAAAGCCAAGCUGGAAAAUGAGCAACAUAACCAUGCAAAAGCCAAACAGGAUGUCAAGCAUGAGGUAAAAUCUGCAGUCAAAACUGAGGUCGGCCAGAGUGGCAGUUCCCCUGCCACACCAGACGUCAAAGCUGAAGUGAAGGCAGAGGCCAAUCGUGCAAACAAAUCAGAGGCCAAAUCUGAAGUGAAACAAGACUGCAAACCUGAAAUCACAACUGAAGUCAAACCAGACAGAGCUCAGGACAGGAGGCACAGGAGAGAAGAACGUGCAAGGAGGAAUAAAGAGCGGGAAGAGGAAGCCUCAAAAGCCAAGGAAGAAGCUGCCAGGCAGAAGGCCGAAGCAGCAAGAGCCAAACUCAAGCAAGAGAUGGAGGCUGCCAGAAUCAAAGAAGCAGAAGCUGCCAGGCUGAAGGCAGAGAAACAGACUGAGGAAGCAAAGAAGGCCGCCCGUGUUGAAAGGAGGGAGUCUAAAAGAGCAGAGAGGAGAGGAAAGCAGAGAGAGAAGGCUGUUGCCGGACCUGGGGAUACCAAGAAGGCAGCAUCUCCGUCAGAUCUAAUGCCAUCUGGGUCCGGUCCAUCUGCUCACAGCAUUCGUAGGAGACACAGUGAAAGGGAGGAGCAGAAGCUUGGCCAGGUCUCUACCACCUCUCCAAGAGCUACUAAAGGAGGGAAAGAGGAGGAAGAUCCCAAUAUGCCUGACCUCCUGGCUCAGGCACAGAAGAAGGCAUCUGCUGAAUCUCCAGUGGGUGAAGAAAAUCGCAGCCCGCGUGCAAUCUUGACCACUUCUGCCCUGAGGGGAGCUGAGGCAGUCAUUGGCCAUCCACUGCCAAAACCUCCUCCCCCAGAAGAGGAAGAAUCCAAGGAGGAUGCGGAUGAUGACAGGAGGUCGAGGAAGGAUGCAACACGCAGGAGCCGGGCCAUCAAUCGUGGCAGUCGCAUCUCCCGGCUGGAUAUCUUCAAGCGGGCCCGCUCAGUCGACAGCUCCAAGGCUAGUAAGGAUCGCUCACCAGAUCGGUUGCUCGGAGGGGGUGGAGCCAGCAGCAGAGCUUGCUCAAUGGACCGGUCAGGCAAAAACCGGGACAAGUCACCUGGUGGAGAGGAGACAAGAAAGGGAGGCAGUUGGUUGUCCAAGAGGACUGGCUCCAUCAGUAACUUCCUCCGACCCUCCAACAGCUGUGAUGGAGAGCUCUGGGAUGAGCUUGAAGAAUGCUACUGCAUCUUGCAGAGCUGUGCCAGCAUCUACCGGCCAGCGUACGAAUACGAAGACAUGUGCCAGCUGCGCUUCCUGCGGGAGACCAGCAUCCUGACCUAAACAUGACCUUGCUUUUAAACCUCUUGACCUCUGAUCCUGCUUUGCAUGGCAUGGUGGUUGUACGGUUUGAUGCCUCCUUCAGUAGAAGCUCCUCUCGUCAUCCAUGGUGGUGUGCCUGUCGUCAUCAUCCACCUGGCCUCUAGUUGCCGCUGCUUUUCUUGGACAAUAUUUUUUGUUCCGUCCUCCUACUUAAUUUUUUCUUUGGCUUCCAUAGAGUUCUUUGCUUCAUCCUGCAUGGUAAAAUCUGUUCACAGGGUCGCAUUUUUGAUGACAAAUACUUAGCACCUAUAAUUUUGUAGUCGGUUUUAAAAGUAUAGAUUUCUAGUUUUGUACCAAUCACGACAAAGGGUAAGAGUUCAUACUGUGAAAAGCAUAAUAUCAAGUUUGUCAAAACUCGGGAUUAGUUUUGUUGAGAGAAAAUAACUGUACAUCUGAAAUACUCUAAUUUUAAUCAGAGACUAGUACAUACAUGUAUAAAAGUUGAAUUUGCAG